This is a messenger RNA of Leptonychotes weddellii (Weddell seal), 2381 nucleotides long. The record is from RefSeq and is a predicted model, not a curated record. Lineage: Eukaryota; Metazoa; Chordata; Mammalia; Carnivora; Phocidae.
CGAACGCGGGAUGUGGGCCCUACGGGCCGCCGUCCGCCCGGGGACCUGGCUCUCUCGCGUGGUUCUCGGCCGCGGGGCUCCGAGAGCUGCGCUGCCGCUGCCGGCCUGCCUCCAUCGCGCGCUCGCCGCCUUCGGCCCCGGGGGCCUCAAGGGGCGAGGAGGUGGAGGACGGGGCCCACGAGCUGAUGGCCCGAGAAGCCGAGCGGGAGAGGAGGAGGAGCCAGAAGAUGCGGAGGAGGAGGAAGCGGAGGAGGAGGAGCUAUUGAGGAGGGACCCUUUGCUGCCAGUGGGGACCCAGCGCGUGUGCCUGAUUCACCCUGAGGUCAAGCGGGGACCGGGGAAGCCGCAGCUGACCCGAGCUGAGUGGCAGGUGGCAGAGGCAGAAGCACUGGUCCACACACUGGGUGGCUGGUCAGUGGCGGACAGGAUGGUGGUACCCAGCAAAACACCAGAUGGGAAGCUCAUCUUCGGCAGAGGGACCUUAGAGAACCUGACAGAGAAAAUCAGAGGGUCGCCAGACAUCACAGCGGUCUUUCUGAAUGUGGAGAGGCUGGCCACGCCUACCAAGAAGGACCUGGAAGCCGCCUGGGGUGUGCAGGUGUUGGACCGAUUCACGGUCGUCCUCCACAUUUUCCGCUGCAAUGCCCGGACCAGGGAAGCGCGGCUGCAGGUGGCCCUGGCCGAGCUCCCCCUUCUCAGGUCCCAGCUGAAAAGCAGCAUUGCCCACCCGGAUGGACGAGGAGGGGGCUCGCGCUACAUCAUGGGGUCAGGAGAAUCGUUCAUGCAGCUGCAACAGCGCCUCUUGAAGGAAAAGGAGAUAAAGAUCCGGAAGGCCCUGGAGAGACUGAGGAAGAAAAGGCGUCUCCUGGGGAAGCAGCGGAGGCGGCAGGAGUUUCCUGUGAUCUCUGUGGUGGGAUACACAAACUGCGGAAAAACCACGCUGAUUAAGGCCCUGACAGACGACGAUGCUGUCCAGCCCCGGGAUCAGCUGUUUGCGACACUGGACGUCACAGCCCAUGCUGGGUGGCUGCCCUCCCGCAUGGCUGUCAUUUACAUGGACACCAUCGGCUUCCUCUCCCAGCUGCCCCACAGCCUGAUUGAGUCCUUCUCCGCUACCUUGGAAGAUGUGGCUCAUUCAGAUCUGAUCGUCCACGUGAGAGACGUGAGCCACCCUGAGACGGAGCUGCAGAAAGCCAGCGUUCUGUCCACCCUGCGCGGCCUACACCUGCCCGCCCCGCUCCUGGACUCCGUGCUGGAAGUUCAUAACAAGGUGGACCUGGUGCCCGGGUGUAGCCCGGCGGGACCACAGGCUGUCGCCGUGUCCGCUCUCCUGGGGCACGGGCUCCCGGAGCUGAGAGCCCGGCUGGAAGACGCCGUUCUGAGAGCCACGGGAAGACAGGUCCUCACCCUCCGGGUCCGGCUGGCGGGCACGCAGCUGAGCUGGCUGCAUCGGGAGGCCACGGUGCAGGAGGUGGACGUGAUUCCCGAGGCCGGCGUGGCUGACGUCAGGGUCGUCAUCAGCAGCUCCGCCUACGGCAAGUUCAGGAAGCUCUUCCCCGAGUGAGUGGACACUGUGUGGGUUCAGCCGUCCACUGAAGCGGCCGCCGUCCCCUCCGUGGCUGCUCAGGGUGGAAGGGCUGGUGGCUGCCUGCUGUGGCUGGAAGUCAAAGCUCAGCUUGCAGGUGGACUGAGCGGUUCUGGUUCCUGGGGGAUCGAGCAUGCUUCGUGAGAGCUGGCGUCCCUCCCACAGCGUUUCGGCUACAAGAUAUUCAAAGCUCUGCUCAUGUUUGUAGACCAGUCUUCCUGCUGCUUCCGUGUGUGGGCCGCCCUGCGGAGGUCCUGCCCGUGGUGGCCGUGAGAGGGCCAGUUGGGGUUUCCCCAUCUGCUGUGUGUCACAGACUCACAGCUGCUCCCCACGGAGCGUCCUGGACAUUGUGACAGUCUCCCGGCCACCCAGAAGUCUCUCUGCACGGGUCGAGGAGAAAACAUGGUGCGUCACUGAAUCAGCACAAAGCCGGGAUGCUCCACGCUCACAGGCAGCCGGCUCCGACGAGGGAGAGACAGGAGGGACCUCGCCUUCCCCACGGCCUGUCACGGACCUGGGCUGUCUUCACCGCAGGUCCCAGGACACACACCCUGCGGCGCAGAACUGGACGCCAGUCCCUCCGCUUUUAGAGACAUUCGUACACGUCUGAGCGUGGCGCCGUUGCCCCUUCUCUGGAGGGAACGCUGACGUGAGAGGCCUCUCUGUUGUCACCCUGGGAAAUGCUUCACUUCGUUUUCCCCCUUCGAAGUGUGUUCACCCUUACAGCAGUGUUUUGUGAGUGAUUCCAGAUUUCAGCAUUCAGGGAUUAAAAAUAAAAAAAAAAAUCUGUAGCCUG